ACAUUAUUAUUGUCUUCAAUCUCAAGAUUUUAACCUGAAAUUUCUCUCUCCUCCAGCUUUCUUCUCAUUUGCAUGUCUUCUUCUCUCUGAUUCUCUCUCUCUCUCUCUCUCUAAAACCCAUGUCCAUUUUUGUCCCAGAAAGUCCAGGCUUAUUAUUGGCUGCAAAUUCAACUAUUCCUACUAUGAUUAAACAAAUUCUCGCAAAACUCCCCCGAAAAUCAUCAAAAUCGAAUCAAAAUUAUUCAGACGGGAGCAAUGCGACUGCAGCCGCCGAUCUAACCAACAAUGGCAGCUUCACCAACACUUGUAACGUUAUUUCAAGUCGAUUAAACGUCGUUAAAAAGAUGUCAUCAUCUAUCUUCCCAACAUCCAAUGGCGAUAUGAUCCAGCCGCAUUUAUCGUUUAAAGAUGUCCAAAGUUCCGAAAAAUCAAGACUUCUUAUCAGUAAGUUGAAUCUUUGCUCGAUCGUAUACGAUUUUAACGAUCAAGAUAAAGAUAACGUAGAGAAAGAUCAAAAACGGCAAGUUUUAGUCGAGAUUCUCGAUUAUCUCGGUUCUGAUUCCGUAAAACUCUCCGAACCCGCCAUGUCAGCGAUCUGUAAAACAUGUGGCAAUAAUCUUUUUCGCGAGUUCCCUCCAAAAUACUCCGAUUCGCCACGUGGCGAAACGGAAGACGAAGAUCCAUGGUUUGAUCCAGCAUGGUCGCAUUUACAACUUGUUUACGAUAUACUCCUUAGAUUUGUUAGUUUAACUUCUCUUGAUCCGAAAGUUGCUAAACAAUAUAUCGAUCAUCCGUUCUUGUUAAAGUUACUAAAUCUCUUUGAUUCAGAGGACCCUCGAGAACGCGAUUGUUUGAAGUCGGUUUUACAUAGGAUUUAUGGCAAAUUUAUGGUUCACAGAUCGUUUAUCCGGAUGGCCGUUAGCAAUAUUAUGUAUCAGUUUGUAUACGAAACCGAAAAACACAAUGGUAUUGCUGAAUUACUGGAGAUUUUCGGGAGUGUGAUUAGCGGAUUCACGUUGCCAUUAAAGAAAGAGCACAAAGCGUUUUUGUCACGGGUUUUGAUUCCUCUUCAUAAACCGAAAUCCGUUGGUAGCUAUCAUCAUCAGUUAACGUAUUGUGUUGUUCAGUUUAUAGAAAAAGAUCCGAAGCUUACGAGUGUUGUGAUAAACGGGCUGCUAAAAUAUUGGCCCGUUACGAGUAGUCAGAAGCAGUUGAUGUUCUUGAGUGAGUUGGAAGAAGUGCUCGAGAUUAUUCGUACCGAUGAGUUUGAGAAAAUUAUGGUUCCAUUGUUUCGACGUGUAAAGUGUUGUCUUGACAGCUACCAUUUUCAGGUGGCGGAACGAGCACAUUUCUUAUGGAACAACGAGCACAUACGCCAUCUUAUAAUGUGUAACCGCCAAGUGAUUAUGCCUAUUGUCUUCUCCUCAAUACAACAAAACUCAAAGAAGCACAGGAACCGCACGGUUCUCAACCUAGCACAAAAUGUGAUGAAAAUGUUUAACGAUGCGGAUGAACAAUUGGUGCUUUCGUGCCAAGGCAAGGCUGAGGAGGACAAAUCAGCCACUACUAUGGUGGCCGAGAGGCGGAGAUUGACAUGGGAGCGCCUUGAAACCGUUGCAAGUGGUGGUUUUGGUUUUCAACACAUAGUUGGAAGUGUGUCGGUUUUAGAGAAAACCGACACCACCACAUGUGUCUCUUGCCAGUGACGCACUCGCUACGAGUUUAUGAACCGCUUAGAACGGGUUUUUCUAGAGAUGUCACAAAAUGGCAUGCGAAGGCGAAGGCCCUUGUUUAAUAUUGGUUUUUUGAGGUUUGAGAAUGUUUUUGAUCUCAUGUCAACAAUAGUGUUUAUGUAUAUUAAUGGUGUUGUGUCAUUCUUUUGUAACCUAGUGGUCACCCUUGUGACUUAAAUGGUUUGUUUUAACAAGAAACAAUUGUCAAAUCAUUUAACAA
This is a messenger RNA of Helianthus annuus (common sunflower), 1953 nucleotides long. RefSeq names its product serine/threonine protein phosphatase 2A 57 kDa regulatory subunit B' kappa isoform. The transcript is spliced from 3 exons. The coding region runs from base 120 to 1706 and encodes 528 amino acids. Gene Ontology annotation, biological process: signal transduction. The record is from RefSeq and is a predicted model, not a curated record. Gene Ontology annotation, cellular component: protein phosphatase type 2A complex. Gene Ontology annotation, molecular function: protein phosphatase regulator activity. Lineage: Eukaryota; Viridiplantae; Streptophyta; Magnoliopsida; Asterales; Asteraceae.